Messenger RNA from Notothenia coriiceps (black rockcod), 6880 nucleotides. RefSeq names its product titin-like. Bases 80 to 6880 code for a protein of 2266 amino acids. The record is from RefSeq and is a predicted model, not a curated record. Gene Ontology annotation, cellular component: M band. Lineage: Eukaryota; Metazoa; Chordata; Actinopteri; Perciformes; Nototheniidae. Gene Ontology annotation, biological process: cardiac muscle tissue development; sarcomere organization. Gene Ontology annotation, molecular function: protein binding; structural constituent of muscle. The transcript has 13 exons.
AACCUGUCUUCUCUACCUUUUUACAGUGACUCCUGGGCAGCCUCACACUCCCGAGGUGAACACCAUCACCAAGACCACCAUGUUGGUGGAGUGGAACAAACCGGGGGUGGAUGGUGGCAGCAUGGUGACAGGAUACUACCUGGAGAGGCGUGACAAGAAGAGCCUGCGCUGGAUCCGGGUUUACAAAGAGGCAAUCUCAGACAUCAAGAAGAUGGUGUACCACCUGACAGAAGGAAACGAGUACCAGUACCGAGUGUGUUCCAUCAACAGGGCCGGAGAGGGACCGUUCUCUGAAGUUUCCGACUACUACAAGGCUGCGGACCCUGUUGAAACUCCGGAUGAGCCUUGCAAGCUGAAGGUUGUUGACUCCACCAAGACCUCCAUCACCUUGGGCUGGUCCAAGCCUGAAUGGGACGGCGGCAGCGAGGUGAUCAGCUACAUGCUGGAGAAGCUUGUUGAGGGAGAAGAAGAGUGGGCCAUGGUCACCGCCAAGGGAGAAGUCAAGACCACUGAGUACAUCAUCCACGACUUGAAACCAGACGUCAACUACUUCUUCAGGGUCUCAGCUGUGAACUGUGCCGGCCGUGGAGAAUCUCUAGAGAUGACCGAGGCUGUGCAAGCUAAAGACAUCCUGGAGGAGGCCCAAAUUGACCCUGACGUGGCCAUGAGAACUCACUACAUCGUGAAGGCCGGUAAGGAUGUGGAGCUGUCUGUUCCUCUGAAGGGCCGACCAGCUCCCACCGCUUCCUGGAGCAAAGGAGAGGAAUGCAUCGACAGUAACCCCAAAUACGAGUUCCACCACUCUGACAACACCACCGUGCUGGUUAUGCGUGAGGUGACUAGGCUUGACACUGGAAAAUACACAGUGAAGAUAGAGAACGGUGUUGGAGAGCCAAAAACGCUGACCCUGUCCGUGAAGGUCCAGGACACCCCGGCUCAGUGCAGGAACCUGGUCCUGAAAGACGUGACUCGUGGAAAGCUCACUCUCUGCUGGGAGCCUCCACUCCUCGACGGUGGUGCUGAGAUCACAAACUACAUCGUAGAGAAGAAGGACUCCUCCAAGAGGAUCUACUCUGCAGUGACCAGCAAAUGCACAGAAACAACAUACUCCCUGGAAGACCUCUCUGAGAAGGCCUCCUACUUCUUCCGUGUGAUGGCGGAGAAUGAGAAUGGCGUUGGCGAUCCCUGCGACACCCUGGACCCUGUGAAGGCCACAGAGACUCCUGGCCCGGUCAAGGAGGUUUCUAUGAAGGAUUCUUCCAAGACCUCGGUCACCCUGCAGUGGCUGAAGCCAGAUUACGAUGGUGGCAGCAUCAUCUCCGAAUACGUCAUUGAGCAGAAGCUGAAGGGCGAAGAAUGGUCUCGGGGAGGAACCAGCCGACAGUGCGAGCUUGAGGUGAAGAAACUGAAGGAGCACUCCACAGUGUUCUUCAGAGUGGCGGCCAGGAAUGAUAAGGGACAGGGAGACUUUGUUGAGAUGGGUCCUAUCCAGGUCAUCGACUACAUUAUCACGCCUGAGGCCUGCCUUGCUGAGUACCCUGGAAGCCGCAUCAGUGUCCGUCUGGGUCACAACGUCCAUAUCGAACUGCCCUACAAAGGUAAACCCAAACCUGCCAUCCUCUGGCUGAAGGACAACCUGCCUCUAAAGGAGAGCGACCAGAUCCGCUUCAAGAAGACGGAGAACAAAGCCACGCUGAAUAUUAAGAAUGUGACGAAGGGGAAUGAAGGUAAAUACACCCUGACCCUGGACAACAGGGUCAACAGGAGAUCCUUCCACAUCAACGUCAUCACGCUCGGACCGCCAUCUAAGCCAAUCGGUCCCAUCCGCCUGGAUGAAGUGAGAGCUGAGAGCAUCACGAUCUCCUGGGAUGAACCAAAUGACGAUGGCGGCGGAGACAUUGCUUGCUACACCGUUGAGAAGAGGGACACCUCCCAGUCUGACUGGAAGAUGGCCUGCUCCAGUGUAGAGGACACCCAGUACCAGAUCGCUAACCUGAUCAAGGGCAUUCAGUACCAGUUCAGAGUGCGUGCAGAGAACAGAUACGGCAGCAGUGAGCCUCUCGUCUCACAGAGCGUCAUUGCCAAGCACCAGUUCAGGCCUCCAGGCCCGCCCGGUAAACCCGUGGUGUACAAUGUUACCAACGACGGCAUGACCAUCCAGUGGGAGCAGCCCAUCUACGACGGGGGUUGCCCCAUCCAUGGCUUCAAUGUGGAGAAGCGGGAGAAGAACAGCAUCAUGUGGCAGAAGGUGAACACCGUGCUGGUCAAAGAGACAGACUACAGGAUCCUGGAGCUCAUCGAAGGCCUUGAGUACUCCUUCCGGGUCUACGCCCAGAACGACGCCGGCUGCAGCCGAAUGAGUGACCAUAGCAAGUUGAACAUGGCGGUCAGCCCUGUCGAUCCCCCGGGCCAGCCCGACUACACCGAUGUGACCAGUGACUCGGUGACUCUGAAAUGGGAUGCACCUAAACGUGACGGUGGCAGCAAGAUCACCAGCUACAGCCUGGAGAAACGCCAAGGCAAGGGCCGCUGGUUCAAGGCCAACCUGACUGACGUGCACGAAUGCGAGUAUACUGUCACCGGCCUGGCACUGAACGAGCGCUACGAGUUCAGAGUGACGGCCAGGAACGCCAUUGGCGUGGUCAGCCCUCCCUCCAACUCCUCAGGCUUGAUCGUGGUCAGAAACGAGAAUGCUUCUCCGUUGAUUGAGUUUGGUCCGGAGUACUUUGAGGGUUUGACAGUGAAGGCAGGAGACAAGAUCCGGCUGAAAGCCACCAUCACCGGACGCCCUACCCCUAAAGUGGUCUGGUUCAGAGACGGUGUGUUAGUUACCAAACAGAUGAUGGACAUCAUCAACGUGGCUGGAUCCAGCACGCUGUUUGUCCGGGACGCUGAUCGUACACACCGCGGUCUCUACACUGUGGAGGCUACCAAUGGAUCUGGAAACAGAAAGCAGGACAUCCUUGUUCAAGUCCAAGACACCCCCGGGGAGCCGCUGGGACCCAUAACCUUCAGCAACAUCUCGGAAGGAAAGUGUACGCUGUCCUGGAGCGAGCCGGAGAAUGACGGCUGCUCAGAGAUCACACACUACCUCAUUGAGAAGCGUGAGACUGCCAAGAUCUCCUGGGCAUUGGUCUCUGACGAGUGUACAGAGUGCACCUUCGAUGCUAGCAAGCUCAUCAAGACCAACGAGUACCAGUUCAGGGUCUCUGCUGUGAACAAGUUCGGUAUGGGCAGACCUCUGGAGUCCACUCCCGUCAUUGCACAGAUGCAAUACACUGCUCCUGAAGCUCCUGGCACUCCUGAUGCUACGGAGAUGACCGGUGAGAGCAUCACGCUGUCCUGGAUGGCUCCUACCUCUGAUGGAGGUAACCCCAUUCAGUCCUACAUCGUGGAGAAACGAGAGAAGAAGACUGUCAAGUUCUACAAGGUGAUCACCAAGAAGCCCAUUGUAGAGUGUGCCCACAAGGUGCCCAACCUGACGGAGGAUAUGGAGUACGAGUUCCGCGUCAUGGCCGUCAACGAUGCCGGCGUGGGAGCUCCCAGUAACGUUUCCUUACCGAUCAAAGCCGCCGAGCCCAAGGACAUUCCCUGUGCUCCGUCUGUGGUGUGUGUGUCCGACUCCACCAACACCUCCAUCAGCCUAGAGUGGUCCCGACCUGCCGAUGAUGGUGGCAUAGAGAUCAUGGGUUACAUUAUUGAGAUGGCGAAGGGAGAAGAAGAGGAAUGGACGAGAGUAAACGAAGAGCUCGUGGCAGAGACAAACUACACAGUGACUUCUCUACAGACCGGCGGUGAGUACAGGUUCAGAGUGGCUGCUGUAAAUCACAUUGGCCGUGGCGAGGAGCGGGAGAUCCCCGAGCCAGCACAUGCCGUUGACAGACAAACGCCACCAAUGGUGGACAUCGACGCCAGCUUCAGGCAGACACACAUCGUCAAACCUGGAGCUUCAGUUAACCUUGGCGUCAACUUCAGAGGAAAGCCAGUCCCGACGGCAACCUGGGUAAAGGAAGAAGAAGAGCUGGGAGUCAAGUCAGAGGUCACAAGUUCAGACGGCUUCAGUUCUCUGAGCAUUGAGAACUGCUCCAGGAACGAUACUGGAAAGUACACCGUGACCCUGGAGAAUACCAGUGGCAGCAAGGCCGUCACCUUUACUGUGAAGGUGAUGGACACGCCCGGACCACCGCAGGCUGUGGCCUUCAAGGAGAUCUCUAGAGGCACCGUCACCCUCGUCUGGGAGCCUCCUCUUAAUGAUGGCGGAGCGAGAAUCCAUCACUAUGUUGUGGAGAGGCGCGAGGCUAGCCGCCGCACAUGGACACAGUCUGGAGGCAACUGCAAGCAGCACAUCCUGAGGAUCCAGGACCUCCUGGAGGGAGUGCCGUAUUUCUUCAGGGUCUCAGCAGAGAACCAGCAUGGCAUGGGCGAGGCCUUUGAGAUAACCAAUCCCAUCAUCGCCACGGCAGAGCCGGCGUCCCCAAAGAGGAUGGACAUCCUUGACACUACUGACAGCACCGUGGUGCUGGGCUGGCUGAAACCAGAGCAUGACGGCGGCAGCCGCAUCCAGGGCUACAUCCUUGAGGCCAAGGUAAAGGAUGGAGACAAAUGGAUGGUGGUGGGCAAUACCACCAAUCUCACCUACACUGUGGAGAAGCUCAACAAGGGAGACGAGUAUAACUUCCGUGUGAAGGCCAAGAACGAGUCCGGCUGCAGCACGCCGAGGGAAACUCUGGUGGCUGCUCUGGUGAAAGAGCCGCACAUUGAACCCGCUGCCGACCUCAGCGAGAUCCCCAACCAACUCAUCACAUGCAACUCAGGAAAGACUUUCACCAUCGACGUCCCCAUCAGUGGCAGACCCGUUCCUAAGGUCACCUGGAAGCUGGAGGAGAUGAGGCUGAGGAACUCCGACAGAGUCUCCAUCCAAACUACAAAGGACCGGACAACCAUUUCCACGAAGGAGGCCAUGAGGGGAGACAGUGGUAAAUACUUCCUCACCCUUGAGAACGUAACCGGAACCAGGACCUUCUCCAUUGAAGUGAAUGUCAUGGGCAGACCUAAUCCUCCCACCGGAACCGUGGAGAUCACAUCCAUCACCUCUGAGUCCUGCGUCGUCAACUGGGAAGCGCCAGAAGAUGACGGAGGUACGCCGAUCACCAACUACAUCGUGGAGAAGCGUGAGUCCGGCUCCACCGCCUGGCAGCUCAUCAACUCCAGCGUCAAGCGCACCACUCUGGAUGUCGGCCACCUCACCAAGUACAUGCAGUACAGCUUCAGGGUGUCCGCAGAGAACCAGUUCGGAGUCAGUAAGCACAUCGAGUCUGAGACCAUCGUCGCCGAGCAUCCCUUCACCCCCUCUGGCCCCCCAACACAGCCCUCAGUGUGCAACGUUACCGCCAACACGAUGACCCUUAAGUGGGAGGAGCCUUACCACGAUGGUGGCAGCAAGGUGACGGGCUACUGGAUCGAGAAGAAGGAAAGGAACAACAUCCUGUGGGUGAGGGAGAACAAGAUCCCCUGCUUUGAGUGCUACAGCAAGAUGGAGGGUCUGGUGGAGGGCCUGGAGUACCAGUUCAGGGUCUACGCCAUGAACAGCGGCGGCCUCAGCAAGGCCAGCGAGGCCUCCAAGGGGGCCGUCGCCCAGAACCCUGUCGAUGCACCCAGUAAACCCGAGGUCACCAACGUCACCAGAUCCACCGUGUCCCUGAAGUGGUCUUCGCCUCUGAACGACGGCGGCAGUCCCAUCGUGGGCUACAUCAUCGAGCGUAAGCCGUACACGCUGACCGGCGAGGGUCGCUGGCUGAAGUGUAACUACACCAACGUGAUCGACACGGUGUACACCGUGACGGCGCUGGGCGAGGGCGAGCCCUACGAGUUCAGGGUCAUCGCCAAGAACGCCAACCAGGUGUUCAGCCUGCCGUCACAGUCCACCGGAUCCGUGCAGUGCAAGACCGACUUUGAGCCUCCCAAGGCGCAGCUGGACAGCAAACUGCUGACGGAGAUGGUGCGGGUCAGGGCCGGUUCAGACCUGGUUCUGGACGCUGCCGUUGGAGGCCGGCCGGACCCCAAGGCUUCCUGGGCAAAGGGCACCAGGGAGCUGGAGCUGUGCGAGAAGUACCACCUGCAGUACACCCCCACACGGGCCAUGGCCAUCAUCAAGUUCUGCGACCGCGACGACACCGGGAAGUACUUCCUGACCGUCAGGAACGUGAGCGGGACCAAGACCGCUGAGGUCAACGUCAAAGUGCUCGACACCCCUGGGGUGUGCGAGGGCAGCCUGGAGGUCAGCAGGAUCACAGAAGAGUCCUGUUCCCUCACCUGGAAACCUCCUCUGGAGGACGGCGGUGACGACGUGUCCCACUUCCUGGUGGAGCGCCGUGACACCAACAGACUGAACUGGGUCGUCAUGCAGGCCGAGUGCAAGGAGGCGACCUAUGACAUCACCAGGCUCUUCAAGAACACAGAGUACCUGUUCAGGGUCCGCGGGGUCAACAAGUACGGCACCGGGGUUCCCCUGCAGUCCGAGGCCAUGGUGGCCAGGAACACCUUCACCGUGCCCUCUCCUCCGGGCACUCCAGAGAUCCUGGUCUCAGCAGAGGACUUCGCCACCAUCGAGUGGCUGAAGCCGGAGAGUGAUGGCGGCAGCCCGCUGCUUCAUUAUCUGGUGGAGCGCCGCGAGAGGAAGAGCGCCCGCUGGGUGAAGGUGAACCGCGACGGCGCUCACCUGGACUCCACGCUGAAGGUGUGCGGCCUCACCGAAGGAAACGUCUACCAGUUCAGAGUGACCGCCAUUAACAAGGCGGGAGAGAGCGAGCCCAGCGAGGUCUCUCUCUACGUCGUCUGCAGGGAGCCCACAUAUUUGGACUCUGACGUUCACUCCCUAUAA